This is a messenger RNA of Alligator sinensis (Chinese alligator), 1514 nucleotides long. It is a transcript of the gene MED20, whose product is annotated as mediator complex subunit 20. Gene Ontology annotation, molecular function: transcription coactivator activity. Gene Ontology annotation, cellular component: mediator complex. Bases 379 to 993 code for a protein of 204 amino acids. Gene Ontology annotation, biological process: regulation of transcription by RNA polymerase II. The record is from RefSeq and is a predicted model, not a curated record. NCBI's taxonomy places the organism in Eukaryota, Metazoa, Chordata, Crocodylia, Alligatoridae. The transcript has 4 exons.
CUUUCUGGGUUGUGGAGAACAGGGUUGACAUGGAGUGGACUGAAAAUGCCAGACGUGGGGCUUUUGGGUGUGCCUGCCCGCUUUUGGAAGCGAGGGUUUCUUCUGUGGACCUGUCUCUAACCUGAGACAGGACAUCUUUGUAAAAGACCCGCUAUCUAGCUUGGGGCUUUGUACUCACGGAGCAGUCCAUCCUCCAUUUCUCUCACAAGCUAGCAGUGCAGGUUUAUCAUCAGACGUUUCACUGGAAGCAUGAGAAAAGUAUGUGGGACCUAGCAGUGUGUGUGGACCACCGGCAGACCCCAUGCCAAGGCCUCACAGCCCCUAGUUUGGGAACUGCUGCUGUCGUUGAGCAAGGUAGAAGUUACCGGUGUAUCUCAGAUGCCAGUGGCAGAGGGGAAGAGUGUCCAACAGACGGUUGAAAUCCUAACGAGGAAACUGGAGCUGCUCGGAGCAGAGAAACAAGGAACGUUUUGUGUCGACUGUGAGACCUACCACACAGCUGCCUCCACCAUGGGCAACCAAGGGCAGGCUGGCAAGCUGAUGUAUGUGAUGCAUAACUCCGAAUAUCCCCUCAGCUGUUUUGCUCUCUUUGAGAAUGGCCCCUGCCUCAUAGCAGAUGCCAACUUUGACAUCCUUAUGGUGAAACUGAAAGGCUUCUUCCAAAAUGCCAAGGCAAACAAGAUAGAGAGCCGGGGAACGCGGUACCAGUACUGUGACUUCUUGGUGAAGGUGGGCACUGUAACCAUGGGGCCCAGUGCCCGUGGCAUAUCUGUGGAGGUGGAAUACUGCCCGUGUGUGGUAGCCAAUGACUGCUGGAACCUGUUAAUGGAGUUCAUGCAAAGCUUCAUGGGGAAUCACACUCCUGGAAUCCCAUCCGUGUUUGGCAACAAGCACGACAGCAUCUACAGCCCAGCUGACUCGAUGGUGCAGUAUAUGGAACUGUUCAACAAGAUCCGCAAACAGCAGCAGGUGCCUGUAGCUGGGAUGAGAUGAAAAGGCUUCCAUGAGGCCGUUUGGUUUUGUUUUUUGGGGGGGGGUCCCCUUUACAGGGGCAGUAACCCCUUUCCCGAUCGUCCUCAGAGAUCAGGAAUGCCAGCCCAUAGCUCCUUAGUGCAUUCUCCUCCCUCUAAAACAAAGAAACAAUGCUCAUCUCCCCAGGAGGAGAAUCCGCUUUCUUUCUUCACCCACUCUCGGACACAGGUCUGAAAUGUAACGUGUUUUUCCUUUUGUCCUGGUCCCUUAUUCAAUUCAGUACUUCCAGUGAUUUGACCAUUGGCCACUGAGGCUGUUCAGUGCUAUGGAAAUGAUUCGGGGGAUAGAUCUUCAACCAAAUGGAGGAGAAAGAAGAAACUGCAGCUGUGUGCACACACAGGCAAGGGUUAAUUCUUCUCUGUUUGCCUUGCCCACUGACCGCUAACUGUGAGUUUUCUGGAUACCCCUUGGAAAAUAUUUUGAUACUGUUAAUAAUAAUAAAAAAAGAAGCCAUAUUUUCAUGUAAAGUUGCCAAGUCUUUU